This is a messenger RNA of Trichoderma virens Gv29-8, 387 nucleotides long. RefSeq lists its product as uncharacterized. The record is from RefSeq and is a predicted model, not a curated record. Gene Ontology annotation, cellular component: mitochondrial large ribosomal subunit. Gene Ontology annotation, biological process: mitochondrial translation. NCBI's taxonomy places the organism in Eukaryota, Fungi, Ascomycota, Sordariomycetes, Hypocreales, Hypocreaceae. The transcript has 3 exons. Gene Ontology annotation, molecular function: structural constituent of ribosome. Bases 1 to 387 code for a protein of 128 amino acids.
AUGACGGUCAAGGCGCUGCGAGCCAUUGCAGAUGGCAAGUGCAAGAAGCUGGACCUUCACUACUGCGACUGGGCGGGCAGCUCCAAGGGCAUGAACGGCUUCAUCAAGUCACUGCUCCCCAAGUUCGCAACCGCCAAUCCACAGAUCGAGUUUGCCGUUUCCCCGCGACCUGGCAAGCAUCCCGUCAUCAUCGGCCACUAUAUCAACGGACGAACGAAGCCCAUAUGUGUGCGCAACCUCUCGCCGUACGAGAUUCUUCAAAAGGUGGAAUUGUUGAGAGAUGCCAGCGGAGAGAAGCUGAGACGGACAAACAAGGCGGUUGUGAGCACCAAGCCGAGUGUCAGAGGCAUCUGGUCUCCGUACCAUGGCAAGGGCAUGGCUGUAUAA